AUGUCAAUUAGAAGUGUAUUUCAAGAGUCUUUCAUCGGACACAUCAUCCAUAGUCUCUCUGGCCGUCGAUGGCUCAAGUAUCCAGAGGAAAAUGCAGACUUUGUGCUGCCUUCAAAGUACGCUCUCAGAGCCAAAGAGGCAUCAUCUACGGGUGCAAGCUUGAGCUCAGCGCCGAGGUCGAACCUCGAUGCUCUUCGGACGGACACGGUGGAUUCUGCGCGGACUAGAUUCGAGGAUGGCGAAUUAGAAUCCCAAGGUCAGGAGGUCAUCAUCGUAGAUUGGUACGGCCCAGAUGAUCCAGAGAACCCACAGAACUGGUCUUUAGGCAAGAAGUGCUGGCUCACAUUCUGCAUCAUGCUCAUUACCACAUCCGUCUACAUUGGUUCCUCAAUCUAUGCUCCGGCUGUGCCUAGUGCGAUGGAAUACUUCGGAGUGGCACAAGUACCGGCGCUCCUGGGUAUCUCAUUGUUCGUCCUUGGGUACGGCAUCGGUCCUUUGUUCCUCAGUCCCAUCACCGAGGUACCCAAGAUUGGUCGGACCAUCCCUUACAUCAUCCCACUAGCACUUUUUGCCAUCCUUCAGCUUCCAACUGCACUUGUCACCAAUUUCGCUGGCUUUUGUGUCUUACGAUUCCUCUCUGGAUUCGUCUCCAGUCCACCUUUGGCUACAGGUGGGGCUUCUCUCUUUGACAUCUUUCGGCCGGAGAAGUUCGCAUACCCUAUGGGUCUCUACGACAUUUCUGCCGCUGCGGGACCUACGCUCGGACCGGUCGUUGCGGCCUACGCGGUGUAUGCGAAGAAUUGGCGCUGGGCAUUCUGGGAGCUCUUAUGGAUUGCUGGCUUUGCACUUCUCUUCCUGUCCUGUGCGCUGCCCGAGACAUCUGCCGAUAAUAUUCUCUAUCGAAGGGCUAUCAGAUUGCGACGUCUCACAGGGAAUCCGAACAUCAAAUCUCAAUCUGAGAUCGACACUGCCCACCUCGACUUCAAGGCUGAGAUCCUCAAUGCCAUCGUCCGACCUAUCACCAUGACGUUCAAGGAGCCCAUCGUGCUUGCGACGGAUCUCUAUGUCGGAUACGUCUACGCCCUCAUCUACUCUUACUUUGAGAGUUUCCCUUUGGUCUAUGAGUACGGCUAUGGCUGGUCAGGAGCCAACGCGAAUCUACCGUAUCUGGCCUUCAUCGCCGGAGAAUCUUUCAGCGUGAUCGGCUAUGUCAUCUGGGCAAGGCUGUACUGGGAGCCAAAAUUCGCCGAGACUGGUGGUCACCCCAAGCCAGAGGCAUCCUUGCCCAUGGGCAUCCCCGGAGGAUUUUUCGCGCCUCCUACCUUGUUCUGGUUUGGCUGGACAGCCGUUCGGACGCAUUGGAUCAGUCCGGUAUUGGCGUCUGCCGUCUUUGGCCUGGGCACUUCCUGGAUGUUUAUGCCGUUCUUGACGUAUCUGCCGCUGGCUUAUCCGAAAUACGCUGCAUCAGCGUUAGCAUCGAAUGAUUUCGUCAGGUCACUGAUGGGUGCGGGUAUGCCGCUCGCCGCUGCACCCUUGUUCCACAAUUUGGGCAUAGCCUGGGGGAAUUCCCUCCUCGGGUUCAUCGCCAUCCUUUUCGUCCCUGUCCCAUGGCUGCUAUUCGCAUAUGGAGGGAAAUUGCGCAACAAGAGUCCGAUGGCACUGCAUGAUAGCGAUAUAGAGAAGAUGAGGCAAAAUUCGGCAGCGUGA
Molecule: messenger RNA, 1707 nt
Organism: Kockovaella imperatae
Lineage: Eukaryota; Fungi; Basidiomycota; Tremellomycetes; Tremellales; Cuniculitremaceae
Product: MFS general substrate transporter
Exons: 9
Coding region: 1-1707 (568 amino acids)
Biological process (GO): xenobiotic detoxification by transmembrane export across the plasma membrane
Molecular function (GO): fluconazole transmembrane transporter activity
Source: RefSeq, a predicted model, not a curated record